AUGUUCUUCUCAAGAUCGAAGGAACCAUCCUUAGAGAUUGCGAGCGCACCGGCAGCAUCCUCAUCGACUUCGACGAACACCGCAACAUCCUCUGCAUCACCGAUGAGCGAAGCGGAUUGGCAGGCUAAGGGAGCAGCGGGCCUCGGUGCCAUUUCGUCGCUCUCGCCGGAGUGCACACCGCUCAAGCACCGAUACGAUGCCUGCUUCAACCUCUGGUUCAAGGACUACCUGUCGAUCGGCGACGACCAGAUUCGAGAACAACAACGACAGAGCGAAUCAUCAGCGAGUGGGGCGACGACGCCAUCCUCACUGUCUUCAUCAAGUAGCUCUGGCGGCAAGAAAAGGUCGGGCUGGUUCUCCGACUCAUCUUCAACCUCGUCCGCCUCAACAAGCGCGACGUCGUUAGGUGGCGGUGACAUCGAAGCAAAGAAGCACGCUAUCAUGGAUCGUUACGACCGGGACUGUGGAAAGCUGUUCAAGGACUACCAGGCGUGCGUCAGGAGAGCUGUGACGGAUCGAGGGCUUGACGAUCUCAUCCAACAAGCGCGCAAAGAGAAUCCGUUCCCCUUCGACCACGAGCGUCAAGCAGAUCCACGCGCCAACAACCCGCCUUUCCCCUUCCCCGCAGCCAAGGACUGA
Molecule: messenger RNA, 639 nt
Organism: Kalmanozyma brasiliensis GHG001
Lineage: Eukaryota; Fungi; Basidiomycota; Ustilaginomycetes; Ustilaginales
Product: Mitochondrial distribution/morphology family 35/apoptosis
Exons: 1
Coding region: 1-639 (212 amino acids)
Source: RefSeq, a predicted model, not a curated record